CUGACCUUAGUCCAUCCAGAUCAAUAGGGAAGUGAGGGUGGAAAGAAGAAGAAGAGGAAGAAAUAAGGGGCGCAACCGGAUCGUUUACACUGGCUGUUCCCGAGGAAAUAUAGACUUCCCUUUGCCUGCACCUUUUGUUGCUCACAUGCUCACACUGUAAAAGUGGAUAUCGAGGCAAUUCCCUUGCUUUGUGUGAUUGCAGCAGACUUUUUUCCCCUCCUUUUCCUACCGCCAUGUCUUUCCCUCAGCUGGGAUAUCAGUACAUCCGACCGAUAUACCCGCCGGAGCGCCAGGGGAUCGCCAGCAAUGCCCGGGCCGGGACGGAGCUCAGUCCGUCCGGCGCACUCUCCAACGUCCUCUCCACUAUGUAUGGAUCUCCGUUCGCCGCAGCAGCGCAGGGCUAUGGAGCGUUUCUGCCCUACUCUAACGAUAUAUCCAUUUUCAAUCAGCUGGGUGCUCAGUAUGAACUGAAAGACAGUCCCGGUGUCCAGCACCCAGGGUUCGCUCACCAUCACCCUGCUUUUUAUCCAUAUGGCCAGUAUCAGUUCGGUGACCCGUCCAGACCCAAAAACGCCACCAGGGAGAGCACCAGCACCCUGAAGGCCUGGCUCAGCGAGCACCGCAAGAACCCCUACCCGACCAAGGGGGAGAAGAUCAUGUUGGCCAUCAUCACCAAAAUGACCCUCACCCAGGUGUCCACCUGGUUCGCCAACGCCAGGAGGAGGCUAAAGAAGGAGAACAAGAUGACCUGGGCCCCUCGGAACCGCACAGACGAAGAGGGGAAUGUUUACGGCAGCGAUCACGAAGGGGAGGAGGGGGACAAGAGGGAGGACGAGGAGGAGAUCGACUUGGAGAACAUCGACACGGAAAACAUUGAGAACAAGGACGACUUGGACGACCAGGACGACCUGCAUUCAGAUAUUAAACUAGACGGGAGGAGUGACUCGGAGAUUUCUGACGGCUAUGAGGAUUUACAAGGGCCCGACCAGAGGUUUCUAAAGGCUGUGGGGAAAGAGGGCAAAGACGUGGAGAGAGGAGGAGAGCACUUCCACAGUCACCACCACCACCACCACCAUCAUCAUUCUUUGGACACCAAAGCGUCCCAAGCGAACGGUGAGCAGCUCAAACUGAACCCGGUGUCCGUGAGCUCACCGCCCUCAGAAAACAACCCGGCCCCGGCCCAGAAGCCAAAGAUCUGGUCUUUGGCAGAGACAGCCACGGCCCCUGACAAUCCGCGCAAAUCACCACAACAAAUGAACGGCAGCAACUCAGCAGGGCCGGCCGCCCAGACCAUCAUCGCCCCUCACAGACUCAUCUCUUCUUGUCCCGUUGGGAAAAUCCAGAACUGGACGAACCGAGCCUUCUCGGCGCACCAGCUGGCUUUACUGAACUCCAAUCACUAUCUGGGACUGGCAAACCAGGCCACAGCCACCGGCCUGGCCCUCUACAGCAGCAGGCAAACGGAGGACAAGAGUCAUAGUUCAGAUACUUCAGUCACAGGUACAUGUCCCCGACACUGAGACGCGCAUGUAGAAAUAAGUACAAAACAAAGACACUAGUCCAUUGCCCUUCAUUCAUUUCUAUUAUUUUUAGUUUGCCUCUUCACGGGUUUCUCUCUCUCUAGGCCACACAGCUGAACAGUGUUACAAUGUUAGAGAAUACAGUGUGUGUG
Molecule: messenger RNA, 1672 nt
Organism: Centropristis striata (black sea bass)
Lineage: Eukaryota; Metazoa; Chordata; Actinopteri; Perciformes; Serranidae
Gene: irx3a
Product: iroquois homeobox 3a
Exons: 2
Coding region: 234-1520 (428 amino acids)
Biological process (GO): neuron differentiation; regulation of transcription by RNA polymerase II; cell development
Cellular component (GO): nucleus
Molecular function (GO): DNA-binding transcription factor activity, RNA polymerase II-specific; RNA polymerase II cis-regulatory region sequence-specific DNA binding
Source: RefSeq, a predicted model, not a curated record